Molecule: messenger RNA, 1404 nt
Organism: Aspergillus uvarum CBS 121591
Lineage: Eukaryota; Fungi; Ascomycota; Eurotiomycetes; Eurotiales; Aspergillaceae
Product: Zn(II)2Cys6 transcription factor
Exons: 3
Coding region: 1-1383 (460 amino acids)
Biological process (GO): regulation of transcription by RNA polymerase II
Molecular function (GO): DNA-binding transcription factor activity, RNA polymerase II-specific; zinc ion binding
Source: RefSeq, a predicted model, not a curated record
AUGAUCUCAAAUUCGUCUCCCUACGCAUCACCCAGGCCUGUCAUGCCACGAAAGUCCCACCGCAAAUCGCGGGAUGGGUGUAGGACCUACUCGGAAAGAGGGCUAAUCGGAUCUCAGUGCGAUGAGAUGAAGCCUGAGUGCUCGAACUGCCUCAACCAUUCGGUUCAGUGCGUGUAUGGCCCCUCCUUAAAGGACGCCCACUCAGCGACGGCGACCACCCGGAAGAAUCCAAGAGCCAGAGCAGAGCUUCCAGGAAUCAACAAUUUCAAGAUACAAUUUGUGGAAUUCAAUUACGUGAACGUCUCUGCUGCCCCUUCUGCCCCCUCUGCCAGUCUGGCCGAAGAAACCCUUCGUGUGUCCUUGUCCACGGAGUCCACAGAUCCGGCGUUCUGCCUGGAAGAUUUCGAGCUCCAGCACUUUUUUCUCUCUUCAACAUGCCUGAGCCUAAUGGAAGACGCCCCAAGCCUCUCCUUUUGGCAGUCCGUGGUUCCGCGCAUGGGAUUCAAGGUUCCGCUGGUUCAUCACUUGAUGCUCGCGCUGGCCUGUCUCCAUCUGGCCCGGAGCCCGGAGCCGGAGUCUCGCCGCAAUUGCAAUCGCUGUCCCUUGCGCUUUGACUACCACUAUGGAACUGGCCUGCAGCUGCUGUCCACCGCGCUGUCUCAACCCCAAGCCCUCACACAUCCCAGCGCCGACGCGGUCUGGAUCGGGUCCAUUCUCGUGUGUUUCAUCAGCCUGGCCCGCGGGCCCCGAGCCGGGGAGUUUCUGUUCUUCAACCGCGGCGGGGCCGGCCCCGUCGAGUGGCUUGCGCUGCUGCGCGGGGUCGACACCAUCUCCACCAUGCUGCAGAAGGGGCGUGCCCCCUCCAACGAAGAGCAGUCCCAAGAUCUGUCCGAAGGAGGACAUCCUUCCCACUGUUCCGCCGCUGCUAGGCAACACUGCGCCGGGUGGCAAGAAGCCCUCACCCGGGUGUGCGCGUUUACCGAAGAGCGGGCGGCCGCAGAUCCCUUGCUGCCGAUAUACAGAAUGGCCAUGGACCAUACUCUACGAGCCUUUCGAUCGGCAUUUUCCGGUGGCGGGAGUGUGGAUUGCCCUGGCCCUGGGCGUCCGGCGGCAACUGCCAUGCAACCGGAGCCAUUUGGGUUCGUCCUGUGCACGUGGGUGACGCAGUUGGAGGAGCCGUUCUGGACAGCGUUGCAGGCGAAACAGCCCGUGCCGCUGGUGCUUCUCGCGCAUUUUGCGGUCCUCAUGUAUCGGAAGGACGGAACCUGGGUCUCGCACGGAUGGCCGGCGCAUAUCUUACGGGGGAUAUGGACUUUUCUGGGGGAAGAUGAUCGGGCGUUGGUUCGAUGGCCGAUUGAUGAGAUUCGGAUACUGGAUUUGUGAAUUACAUUGAGGGGUCCUUUG